Molecule: messenger RNA, 906 nt
Organism: Oxyura jamaicensis (ruddy duck)
Lineage: Eukaryota; Metazoa; Chordata; Aves; Anseriformes; Anatidae
Gene: PSPH
Product: phosphoserine phosphatase
Exons: 5
Coding region: 69-830 (253 amino acids)
Biological process (GO): dephosphorylation; L-serine biosynthetic process
Cellular component (GO): cytoplasm
Molecular function (GO): L-phosphoserine phosphatase activity; magnesium ion binding
Source: RefSeq, a predicted model, not a curated record
CACUUUGAUAAAAGCUGGCUAGCAGGCUGUGCUCGGUCCUUCUCGCAACGACCAGAUCAGUUGCUGCAAUGGCUCAAGACGGAGUCCAGUACUGUGACUCACAGAAACAAUUCAUCUUAUCCUCUUACAGUAAGAAGGUACCUAAAAGGAUGGCGUCUCUCCUGGAGAUGAAAGAAAUCUUCCGCAAUGCUGAUGCAGUGUGCUUUGAUGUGGACAGUACAGUCAUCAGGGAAGAAGGCAUUGAUGAGCUUGCAAAGUUCUGUGGAGUUGGAGAUGCCGUCGCAGAGAUGACCCGCAGAGCUAUGGGUGGCACUGUGACAUUCAAAGCAGCUUUAACAGCACGACUAGGUCUCAUACGACCCUCCUACGAGCAAGUGCAGAAGUUAAUAUCUGACAAUCCACCUCAGCUAACACCAGGAAUACGGGAGCUGGUGAACAGGCUUCAUCAACGCGGGGUACAGGUCUUCUUGGUCUCCGGGGGAUUUCAGAGCAUUGUGGAACAUGUGGCCUUGCAGCUGAACAUUCCAACAGCAAAUGUCUUUGCCAACAGGCUGAAGUUUUACUUUAAUGGAGAAUACGCAGGAUUUGAUGAAACACAACCAACAGCUGAAUCAGGGGGGAAAGGAAAAGUUAUUACUCAUCUGAAGGAACAGUUCCAUUUCAAGAAAGUAGUUAUGAUUGGAGAUGGAGCUACAGACAUGGAAGCCUGCCCCCCUGCUGACUGCUUCAUUGGAUUUGGAGGAAAUGUAAUCAGAAAGCAAGUAAAGGAGAAAGCUAAAUGGUACAUUACUCACUUUGAUGAACUGCUAAAGGAACUGGAAGAACGAUAAAUUAUACAGUAAAAUAAUAUAUUUAACAACUAUAAGUCAAUUAUACAAUGUAAUUAAACAUAUAUUUGUUUGCAAA